GUGCAGCAGCUCUGCUUUGACGCUGAAGUGAAGCCGCUCUUUUUUCGGCUCCGUGGCUCAGAGGAGGAGAGAGAAGUCAGCACAGAGUCCAUCUUCGUACAACAGCUCCCAGACAGUGGAGAGACAGAGGGAGCACAGGAGGACAUAAAGAAAGACGGGGAUAAAGAAGAAAGGAUAAGUCAACGCAGGAGGUGACGACUGAAGGAGGGACUGUAAUGAUGGCUGAGGCACCUGAGCAGCAGCAGCAGCAGCUGGAGGAGGAGGAGCAGCAGCAGCAGCAGCAGCAGCGGCAGGAAGAGGAGGAGGAAGAGGAGCUGGAGGAGCAGGAGUUGGUGGACACUGUGGACACGACAGAGCCUGAUGAAGAGUCCGAAGAGCUGAAGGAGAGCGUCCGCCCACCACCGCCGCGACCUCUGCUGUCCUUCAGGUCCAUGAGCAGCGUCGACCCAGAGGACGACUCCCCCAACAUGAUUGUCUACAGAAAGAUUGAAGACAUUGUCACUCGUAUCCAGGACGAGACGGAGGGUAUUCCCAUCAGAACUGUCAAAAGCUUCAUGACCAAAAUCCCCAGCGUUGUCACAGGUGCAGACAUUGUCCAGUGGCUGAUGAAGAACCUGUGCAUUGAAGAUCCAGCCGAAGCCAUGCACAUCGGGAGUCUCAUCGCAGCUCAGGGCUACUUCUUCCCCAUCUCUGACCACAUUCUCUCCCUCAAAGACGAUGGCACCUUCUACCGCUUUCAGGCACCGUAUUUCUGGCCAUCUCACUGCUGGGAGCCUGAAAACACUGAUUACGCGAUCUAUCUGUGCAAGCGCACCAUGCAGAACAAGACGAGGCUGGAGCUGGCAGAUUAUGAGGCGGAGAACCUCGCCAGGCUGCAGAGAGCCUUUGCCAGGAAGUGGGAGUUUAUCUACAUGCAGGCCGAGGCCCAGGUCAAGAUCGACAGGAAAAAGGAUAAAACGGAGAGGAAGAUCCUGGACAGCCAGGAGAGAGCCUUCUGGGACGUCCACAGACCCGUGCCUGGAUGUGUUAACACUACAGAGAUGGACAUCAGAAAAUGUAGACGCAUGAAGAACCCUCACAGAGUGAAGAAGUCGGUGUACGGCUUAGCGGAGGAGGGAACGCAGACUCAGAGCCCCGUGCACACGCCUUCACACCACUGCAGGAAAGGCACGAAGGAGGACGUCGAGAAAGAGAUCGUAUUCCUGAACACGCAGCUCGACCGCCACUGUCUGAAGAUGUCAAAGGUCGCUGACAGUCUGAUUAGCUACACAGAGCAGUACAUGGACUACGACCCAUUUGUGACAGCACCAGAACCACCAAAUCCCUGGACCAGCGAUGACCCCUCCUUAUGGGAUGUGGAGUUCAGGUAA
Molecule: messenger RNA, 1370 nt
Organism: Solea senegalensis (Senegalese sole)
Lineage: Eukaryota; Metazoa; Chordata; Actinopteri; Pleuronectiformes; Soleidae
Gene: rgs6
Product: regulator of G protein signaling 6
Exons: 13
Coding region: 216-1370 (384 amino acids)
Biological process (GO): regulation of G protein-coupled receptor signaling pathway; intracellular signal transduction; G protein-coupled receptor signaling pathway
Source: RefSeq, a predicted model, not a curated record